GGUGGGGGUGGUUUGUUGCUGUGGAAAGAAAUAAAGUGAUAUAGUAACGGUGUCUGCCUGGGGUGAACGACAGAUCCCGGCUCAGCGCUGUGCCAGGAGGAGAUGUGAGAGGGAAGGGGAUUCAUCUCUCUGCCUUCGGAGAGGGAAUAACUGCUUCUGAAUGGCUCCUUAGCAGUGAUCCGGAGCGCUUGGUGGGGGAAGGAUCCCAUGGGAGCUGCCUUGUUGCUGUUCCAGCAUCGCUGCCCGAGGCAGGGCGCUGGGUGAGCUGAACCCCAGCCUUAGCAGAAGGGACCAUUCUGGGCUUGUGUGUUCCUCUCCCAGCCAUGGUCCAAGUGGAGGGAAGGAGCCCAGUGUAGGGAGCAGGGCUUUUCUCCUCUGUCUCGGCCAUCUGCUGGCCUCGGAGUGAGUGUCCCUGCUCGUAAAUGGGGCAGCAGGUCAUGGGGUGGGGCGUUUGGUCCAAGCAGUGAGGAGGUGGUUGCUGGUGUUGGACACUGAGGACUUCCCCUGGAGCCAGGCCUCGUGCUCAGGGUUAUUUAGCAGGGGAUUGGAACUGGAUGGUCUUUAAGGUCCAUUCCAACCCCAACCAUUCUAUGAUUUGUUGUGUGGAGAGGAAGGUGUUUUGUCGCAUUUGAAAAUGGUUCUGGCUCUGUAUGCUGGCAUUUGUAGGAGGCAACUGGGAGCAGAACGUAUGUUUUCCUUGCUGCAUGAGGCUGGAUGUGCUCUUCGUGCCUUCACUUUUCUGUUUGUGCUGUUCUUCCAGGGCCCCUUCUCUCUGCUUGAACAUGAAGAGCACCCGCAGCAGCUCCUCCUUCCAGGGCGCCGGUUCCAGCAGCGUGGAUCUGAGCCUGACGGGCCUUCCCGCGCCGCUUUUGCGGCGCCCCGGCAGCGCCUCUCCUGCCAAGCACAUGGCACGCUCCAUCUCGGUCACCGCUGACAGCAAACCCAAGAGGAACACUCUGGAAGAUGCGGGAUCCCGGGCUAUGAACAACCUCCGGAGGUCCAACAGCACCACCCAAGUGAACCAGCGGGUGAACAGCGCGUGCAGCUUAGAGCAGAGCGGAGACUUCCUGACCUUCUUUGAGAGCAGUUCUGGGGGCAGAAAGAAACCGACAAGUCUGAGCAAAACCUCCACAGAAAAGAAAACCACGUGGAAUGUCUUGGAUGACCAGCCGCGAGCAUUCCUGGGCCCCUCUGGCUCCCACGGCAUUGAGCCACCAGCAGGCAUGAGGAGGAAGGAAGCUGCUGUGCUUCUGGCUGCCAACUUCACUGCCAACAACAGGAGCAACAAGGGCGCGAUGGGCAACUGUGUCACCACCAUGGUGCACAACAACUACUCCAUGGCUGAGAAGGGCCCUGCACCCAAAAGCUCCAACCAGGCACCCAGUUCCCUCAACAACGUUGUCAAAGCAACCUCAAAUGAGGACAGUGAAAGCAGCAGCUUUGUGAAAUUGCAGAAGAAUUUCUCCAGCAACAACAUCAUGACCCACAACAACAACAGCAGCCUGACUCGGAGGAAGGAGGUGACCGAGGAGGAGGCAGAGAGGUUUAUCCAGCAGGUGAACCUGGCUGCUGUCACCAUCCAGCGCUGGUACCGACGCCACUCACAGCGGCGCAAGGUGGGAGCCGCGGCUCUGGAGCGCCUGCUGGCUUCCAAAAGGGAGGAAAGGCAGCAGCAGAUGGAGGAAGGGAAUAUCCUGGAUUUGCAGGAGAGGAAGGAUGAGGAACGCCGGAAGAUACGAGAGGAGAAGGCACGCCUGGCCCGACGUGCUGCCAUCCAGGAGCUGCAGCAGAAAAGGGCCCAAAAGGCUUUGGACGCAAAACGUUUGGCAGAAGAAGAGCUUAUGCUGGUGAAGGAGAGCAGGAGGGUAGCAAAGAAGAAGCCUGCCAAACCUUCUUCUGCAAGGAAUGUCAGUCCAGCCAGCAGUAUCACCAAAGCCAAUAACGCUGAGCUGCAUCGAAGGGACUGGUUGUUGCAAGUGCCUGAGAACGGUCUGGUUCCUGCAGAGGCCAAUUUCCACUCAGUAGCUGCAGAGCCAGAAGAAAGCGGUUUUGCAGACCUCGGCUCUGUGCCCUCGCAGGACGCUGGGACAGAGGACAAGCUGCAGGAUGUGAGCUCCAGAGAAAUGAGUGGUGAGGACCUGGAGACCGUGGUGACUGCUCAGUCCAAGGCCACACUCAGUGAGCUGCUGGACACGCUCAGGCUGUUGGAGGAAGAGCCGGAGCUACUGCCCCCACUGAAAACCUUCAGGAAGGACAGAUGUUCCUGGAUGGAUGGAGUAGGCAGAGGGCUGAGGCUGGUGACAUCCAUCCCAGGCAGAGAUGGCUGCCUGGAGCCCAGCUCCAAUUCCCUGACUGCUGAUAACUUGGAGAAGUUUGGGAAGCUGAACCACUCUCCGGGGGUCCCUGAGGAUGGGGCUCUGCUCUCAGAGGCUAAGCUCCAGAGCAUCAUCAGUUUCCUGGAUGAGAUGGAGAAGUCUGAACAGGAGAGGCCCCGGUCGGCUGCCUCGGCCACACAGCGGGAGGGUCUCCUCUCGGAAGAGGAGCUAGCUCACUUGGAGCAGGCGUCUGCUGUUGCCACGGAGGUCACAAGCUCCAUCAUGAGGCUUAAACUGGAAGUGGAGGAGAAGAAGCGAACCAUCAGCCUGCUGCAGACGGCCCUGGCUCAGCAGAGGGAACUGACUGUCCGGCACGUCAAACAGACUGAGGAGGAGCUUGGCCACCAGCUCAAGCUGCAGAGGGAACAGUAUGAGGCAGCUAUCCAGAGGCACCUGGCCUUCAUCGACCAGCUCAUUAAUGAUAAGAAGGUGCUGAGUGAGAAGUGUGAAGCUGUGGUAGCUGAGCUGAAACAAGUGGACCAGAAGUACGGCAAGAAAAUCAGCCAGAUGCAGGAGCAGCAUGAGCUGGUCUGGCGCACUUUGGGUCCCUUUUGUGAGGAGAUUAAGAAACUGAAGGAACUGAUGAGCGCAACAGAGAAAAUCCGGCGGGAGAAGUGGAUUGAUGAGAAAACCAAAAAGAUCAAAGAAAUCACUGUGAAAGGGCUGGAGUCGGAGAUCCAGAAGCUCAUCACCAAGCACAAGCAGGAUAUCAAGAAGCUGAAGAUGCUGCACGAGGCUGAGCUGCUGCAGUCGGACGAGCGGGCUGCUCAACGCUACAAACGACAGGCAGAGGAACUGCGGGGCAUGCUGGAGCGGGAGGAGGAACAGAGCCAGCGGGAGAGGGAGCUGGCCCAGCAGCGGUGUGAGCAGCAGCUGGAGCAGGAGGAACGGGCACUGCAGCAGCAGCGGCGCCGGCUUUAUGCCGAGGUAGCUGAGGAGAAGGAACGGCUCAGCCAGCAAGCAGCCAGGCAGAGAGCAGAGGUGGAGGAGCUGCGGCAGCAGCUGGAGGCGAGCAGCUUGGCCAUCACCAGGAUGCUGAAGGAGGAAUACGCAAAGGAGAAGGAGGAGCAGGAGAGGCGGCAUCAGGCAGAAGUGAAGGUGCUGAAGGACCAGCUGGAGCUCGAGAAGCAGACCUGGGAGGUGAACUACAUGAAGAAGGAGGAAGCCUGGCUGCUCUCCCGGGAGCGGGAGCUGCGGGAGGAGGUGAGGAAGGAGAGAGACAAAGAGAUCGAGUUGGUGAUUGAGCGCCUGGAAGCUGAUAUGUCCUCAGCCAAAGAGGAAUGUGAGAGGGCAGCGGAGAACAGGAUUAAGAGAAUCCGAGACAAGUACGAGGUAGAGCUCCAGGAGCUGGAGAAAUCUGAGCGGAAGCUGCAGGAGCGCUGCAAUGAGCUGAAGGGGCGGCUGGCAGAGCUGGAAGGGGAGAGCAUUCGUCUGCAGGGGCUGCUGAAGCACAAGGAGCAGGAGGUGGAGGAGCUCCAGAAGGCAAGGGACCAGCUGGUUGAAGAGCGGAACAGCCUGGCUGAAGUGAUCCGGCAGGAGUUCACUGACAGGCUGGUGGGGACAGAGAACGAGAACAAGCGGCUAAAGGCAGAGAUGGCGGAGAUGAGAGCCCGGCAGCGCCUGGAACUGGACAAGGUGGUACGGGAGAAGGACAAAGAGCUGGAGGAGGUUCACAGGAGGGUGAAGGCGGCUGUUGCAAGGAAGGAGGAGGGUGUGAACAGCCUUCGGAAGCAGUACGAGGCAGCCGUGCAGAAAGCUGACCACCUGGAAGCCCUCCUGGAGCAACAGCGAAAGCAGCUGCUGGCUGCCAAAUGACCACCCCUGCGUGCAGGGCUGGGCUCAGGCUCUCCCUCCCCUCUGCUGUUGUUUUUACACAGCCCGGUCCUGGUGCUGUGACUGUGAGCCCUGCCGGGGUGUUUGACAGCUUCAAGUGUUGGGUGAUUGUGUUUCAACA
Molecule: messenger RNA, 4329 nt
Organism: Cuculus canorus (common cuckoo)
Lineage: Eukaryota; Metazoa; Chordata; Aves; Cuculiformes; Cuculidae
Gene: CEP131
Product: centrosomal protein 131
Exons: 26
Coding region: 651-4190 (1179 amino acids)
Biological process (GO): regulation of centrosome duplication; cilium assembly; intraciliary transport involved in cilium assembly
Cellular component (GO): centriolar satellite
Source: RefSeq, a predicted model, not a curated record